Messenger RNA from Spodoptera littoralis (African cotton leafworm), 525 nucleotides. The record is from the annotation of a GenBank genome assembly. NCBI's taxonomy places the organism in Eukaryota, Metazoa, Arthropoda, Insecta, Lepidoptera, Noctuidae.
AUGACUAUCUACACAGACUGGGCGAACCACUACCUGGAGCGGGCCCGGUCUAGAAGACGCGCGGGUGCUUCAGGCGGUGGGCUUGCUCGAGACUGCGCUGAUGGACUGUUGCUAGCCGAUGUGCUGGAAGGUGUGACGGGCUUGAAGGUGCACCGCGCGCAUCGCAAGCCGCGGAACCCACAACAAAUGUUGGAGAACGUUCAAUGCUGUUUGGAUUUCCUUCACGCGCAAAAAGUCCAAGGAUUAGAACAAGUAACAGCUGCGGACAUCCGGGAUGCUAAAUUAAAAGCAGUCUUAGCAUUAUUUUUUGCGCUCAGCCGACACAAACAAGCAACAAAACAAAGAACAGCGCCAUCUACCGGUAACGCUACGAACGCAAGCAAGAACUCUAGCGAAGAUGUUUCAUUAAAUGCAGUACAACGCAUAACAGGUGGCAGCAGUUGCGAUGAAAUUUUAACAGCGUGUGGCAACAACGUCGAGAUGACGACGUUAACAGCAAAUAGGUACCUAGUUAAAAAAUGUUGA